Messenger RNA from Clarias gariepinus (North African catfish), 2946 nucleotides. It is a transcript of the gene gnsa, whose product is annotated as glucosamine (N-acetyl)-6-sulfatase a. The record is from RefSeq and is a predicted model, not a curated record. The transcript has 14 exons. NCBI's taxonomy places the organism in Eukaryota, Metazoa, Chordata, Actinopteri, Siluriformes, Clariidae. Bases 189 to 1817 code for a protein of 542 amino acids. Gene Ontology annotation, molecular function: glycosaminoglycan binding; N-acetylglucosamine-6-sulfatase activity. Gene Ontology annotation, biological process: glycosaminoglycan metabolic process.
UUGGGAAUCUAGUGCACUACGUAGGGUAUUUCCUGCCCUUAGUAGUGUACUUUAGCAGGGAAUAAACCCAGCUGAGAGGAAGUGAAAGCUGAAGGGCUUUAAGUGGCUCCUUAUGUGAAACAGUUACUAAACGCGAGUGCACUUUUUCUUUUUUAGUUUAAGAAAGCGUUUUUAAUUUGGCAGCAAACAUGGCGGCGAGUAUUAAAUUACAUCUCGAUACAUUGUCGCAUUUCACUUUUAUUUGGGUGGUUUUACUACUGAGUAGCCUGGCCGUGAUGGCCAAAACAUACCACAGACCUAACAUCGUGUUGAUUCUCACCGAUGAUCUGGACAUCUCCAACGGCGGGAUGAUUCCGUUAAACAAAACAAGGAAGCUGAUUGGAGAUGCUGGAAUAACCUUUACAAACACGUUUGUUGCCAGUCCCCUGUGCUGUCCCAGCAGAGCCAGCAUACUGACAGGCAAAUACCCACACAACCACCGCGUGAUCAACAAUACAUUGGAGGGCAACUGCAGCAGUCUUGCCUGGCAGAAGAGCCAGGAGCCUUCUACUUUUCCAGUCCUACUCCAGAAAUAUGGCUUCUAUCAGACAUUUUUUGCUGGGAAGUACAUGAAUGAGUACGGUAAUAAGCAGGCUGGAGGAGUGGAGCAUGUUCCCCCAGGCUGGGAUUACUGGUUUGCAUUGGACAGAAACUCAAAGUAUUACAACUACACAUUGUCAGUCAAUGGAGUAGCACAGAAGCAUGGAGAGAAUUAUUCUCAGGACUAUCUUACUGACGUUCUGGCCAACAUAUCACUAGACUUUCUCCAGUACAAGUCUAACUACAGGCCAUUUUUCAUGAUGGUGUCUACGCCAGCACCUCACUCUCCCUGGACAGCUGCUCCUCAAUAUGAGGGGACGUUUUCCGGUGUGAAAGCCCCGAGAGAUCCCAGUUUUAACGUUCAUGGCAAGGAUAAACACUGGCUAAUUCGACAGGCAAAGACACCAAUGGCGAACUCUUCUGUGGAAUUCCUCGACAAUGCUUACAGAAAACGGUGGCGUACUCUGUUGUCUGUAGACGACCUGGUGGAGAAGAUGAUAAAGAAACUGGAAGUCCGAGGAGAGCUGGAGAACACGUAUAUCCUUUUCACCUCUGACAAUGGCUACCACACCGGACAGUUCUCUCUCCCCCUGGACAAGCGUCAGCUUUAUGAGUUUGACAUUAGAGUUCCUCUGCUUGUAAGGGGACCAAACAUCAAGCCUAAUCAGACCAGCCCAUUACUUGUAGCAAAUAUAGAUUUGGGCCCAACUAUCCUGGACAUGGCAGGGUAUGAUGUCAAUAAGACCCAGAUGGAUGGGAUGUCCUUUCUGCCUGUUAUGAUUGGGAAGGAGAACAGCACAACAUGGAGGACUGACUUUCUGGUGGAGUAUGAGGGAGAAGGACACAAUGUCUCAGAUCCAACUUGUCCCAGUCUGGGUCCAGGUGUCUCGGAGUGUUUUCCUGACUGUGUGUGUGAAGAUGCAUAUAACAAUACAUAUGCCUGCAUUCGCACAGUCUCUCAGACUACCAACCUGCAGUACUGUGAGUUUGAUGAUAACGAGGUGUUUGUGGAAGUGUAUAACCUAACAGCAGACCCCUUCCAGCUGACAAAUAUUGCCAAAAGCAUCGAUCAGGAGGUUCUGGAGAAAAUGAAUCAUCGAUUGAUGAUGCUGCAGUCGUGUUCAGGACAGUCCUGCAGGACACCUGGGGUCUAUGAUCCACGGUUUAAAUUUGACCCUCGGACGAUGUUCAACAGUCUCAGGCCUCACGGAAGCCAGCUGCGGCCGACAUUAAAGUAAAGAAGGAAAGCAAGAAUUCGAAAUCCCUGCCUUGCUGUUGCCUUUUGUCCUGAUCUUCCCUUUGAGAUCGUCGCUGUCUCAUCCACACUUGGUUUAAGGUUCGAGGGGUUAUAGGAACAGGACACUUCUCUGCUGCAGUCAUCCAUUUGUGUUUUUCCGUAGUUUCCGACGGCCGAGAUUUCAACAUAGGAUGACAUUUCGUAUUGAUUAUUGAUCAGAUGGCAUUUCUUCCUGCCUUUUGUUGAAUUAUUUUUGCGUCUUUUAGAUUUAACAAUUUAAGCAGGUUAGGAUAGAGUAGAGUAGCAGAGAUUCCGGUUUUAAAACCAAAUAUCUUAAAAAAUAAAAAUAAAAAAGAGAGAAUCAUCUUCUUGUACCAUCGAAGCACUAGAGCUUAUAUUUCAAACUUUAGGCCUUAAAUUUUUCCACAGUAACAUUUAACAUGUUGGAAGAUCUUGUUAGGACAUUUUAGUGCUGUGGUCAGUCAAUGCCAAAGUUUAAAUAACUGAGUUAAUUUUGUUUCAGUAAGCACAGUGCCUAAAUCUGACCAGCAACGAGUUCUUUCUCUUCAUUACAUUAAAAUUGACAUCUACUGAUCAUUGGGGAGGCAGGGACCCUUAUACCAAUACACGAGAGUCACAGAUGCACAUGUGAAGGCUGUACAAAUCAGUUUUAAUUCCGUUGUGAAUGAGCCAAAGGGAUCACAGUACUCUAGCUAGGUCAUUAAUAACUAUUUAAUCUGAAUUGUUGUGGGGUUUUUUUGUGCAAGAAAUAUUUUACCACACAAGUAUGUACGAGGGAUCUGAGACACUACAUGUUGCUCUGCUAAACACUGCAUUAAGCAACAGCAGCUUCACUAAUGAGGGAAUGUGUUCCACUUUUGUAUUGUUACGUGUCAGAUAAUUGAAUGUGUUCAUCCGUAAAAAUUAUGAGUUUAUAUGAAAUGGUUUAUGUUAAAUGCCUGCAUACAUAAAAUAACUGCUCGUCACUGGAGUCAAUAUUAUACCUAAUUUUACUGAGGCACUUUGUUGAUGAAAACGUUGUGUUUAACUGCACAUUUCUUUGAGUCAUUUUCCUGUAGUUAAAUUUUUUUUUUCCCCCAUAGUUUGCUCAAUAAAAAUUCAUGACCUUA